Molecule: messenger RNA, 1322 nt
Organism: Indicator indicator
Lineage: Eukaryota; Metazoa; Chordata; Aves; Piciformes; Indicatoridae
Product: integrator complex subunit 4-like
Exons: 10
Biological process (GO): snRNA processing
Cellular component (GO): integrator complex
Source: RefSeq, a predicted model, not a curated record
AUAUUGCAGUGCUGGUUCUGAUUUUUAAUGCUGCUAAGAGCUGCCCAACGAUGCCUGCCCUGUUCUCUGACCAUACCUUCAGACAUUAUGCCUACCUUCGGGACAGUCUGUCCCAUCUGGUCCCUCCGUUAAGAUUGCCAGGUAGAAAGCUGGUGUCCUCCCCUGUCUCUCCCAACAUUACACCACAUGAAGAUCCUUCUCAGCAGUUCUUACAUCAGAGCCUGGAGAGGGUCUACAACCUUCAGCACCUUGACUCUCAGGGCAUACAGGAGCUGCUGGAAUUUACCAUCCGUGAUCUUCAGAGGCUUGGAGAACUGCAGUCAGAACUGGCAGGGAUGGCAGAUUUCAGUGCAACUUACCUUCAGUGUCAGCUGCUCCUCAUCAAGGCCUUGCAGGAGAAGCUGUGGAAUGUGGCAGCUCCUCUCUACCUGAAACAGAAUGCUUUAGCAUCUGCUGCAGCAAAACAGAUCUUGGAAGAAACUUACAAGAUGGAGUUCAUGUACAGUGGCGUGGAGAGCAGUCAAGUGGUCAUCAUUCACCACAUGAGGCUGCAGGCCAAGGCGCUACAGCUCAUAGUGACCGCGCGGACCACUAGAGGGGUGGAGCCCCUUUUUGGGCUGUGUGAGAAAUUCCUACAGGAAGUGGACUCCUUUCAGAGAUGUUUCAUCUCGGAGCUCCCACACAUGCAAGGCAGCUUUGUAGAUAAAUUGCUGGACUUAAUGCCCAGACUUGUGACAUCCAAGCCUUCAGAGGUGGUCAAGAUUCUUCAGACAACACUGCGACAAAGCACCUUCCUCCACCUUCCUCUUCCAGAGCAGCUCCAUAGAGCUACUGCAAAUAUCAUCGAGCCAACUGGUGAGUCUGACAACCCUCUGAGGUUCACCUCGGGGUUGGUGGUGGCACUGGAUGUUGAUGCAACUCUGGAACAUGUGCAGGAUCCCCAGGGAACUGUUAAAGUGCAGGUUUUGUAUCCAGAUGGACAAGCACAAAUCAUCCAUCCCAAACCAGCUGACUUUCGGAAUCCUGGUCCUGGAAGGCACAGGCUGAUAACUCAGGUGUACCUCUCCCACACAGCCUGGACAGAGCCCUGUCAGAUUGAAGUGCGGUUGCUGCUGGCCUACAAUUCCAACAGGAGCAAGGCAUCAGCUAAAAUGCCUAAGUCUACCUGGAGUGAGAACCUGGAAGCUCUCCCACAGUCUGAGAAUGGCAUAGAGGGGACCAUACCCUUCAGCAAACCUGUCAAGGUUUAUAUCAUGCCCAAACCAGCCAGGAGGUGAAGUCUGUCCCUACAAGAAAUACGUUUAAGGGUUUGUUGGGCGACC